AUGGAUCCCAGACGGUCGCCAGCUCUCUACAACCACAACCACAACCACAACCGCCAUCACCGACCGCAUUUUCCCCUGCCGCCCUCGAACUCGGCAUCGACUUCGUCAUCAGCAGCACCGCCGCCAGCCUCGCAUCGCAUCGCCAGCCCUGCUUAUGCCCACCAGCGCCGCACCUCGGACGCGCCCUACCGCCCUUCGCACGUCCGCGACUAUCCCGAGCCCAGCCAUUCGCGUGCCCAGAGCGCCUCGUCGCUGCCCACCGCUCGCGAGCUGAGUCGCAACAUGCCGCCGCCCACGUCGCCUCCCCAGCAGCCGGGGCAGCAGCAGCAUCAGCAGCAGCAUCCCAUGUCGCAGCAUCACCAACAACCUCACCCGCCGCCGCCUCAUGCCAUGACCUACGGGCCACCGCCACCACGGCCUCCCCCCGUGGCCGUCGGUCCACCCAGCGCCUUUCCUUCAGGUCCGUCUGGCGGCAGCUCCAUGUCCAUUUCGUCCAUGCUCGGUGGCCCGCCACCAGCUUCGCGAGAUGCUCAACCUCCCUCGACUGCGCAGCAAUACUCAUCGCACUCGGCCCCGACAUCCGCCUCGACCUCUGGCCCUGGCUUUGCAGCAUCUAUCCAGGCCUCGCCUCGAAUGCACUCUGCAUCGUCCGAGUACCCUCCGUUUCGACGACCUCAAACCCCCGAGCUUCAACGACCGUACGACCCUCGAGCUGGCACCGCGCCCUCCCCUCGAGGCCCCUACGCCACGACCCCCGACGUACAACGGUACGGCACGCCGCAGCAGCAGCAGCCACCCUAUCACUCGCGACACCCCUCGAGCUCGACCGACCCUUCACGAGAUGCACCAAGACUGCCUACAGCACCACCGCCUCCUGGUCAAAAUAAUGCUCAGUCGAGGCCGUACGGUGGCAUGGCGCCCCGGCCGAUGGAAGUCGGGAGGGUGCCGGGCCCGGAGGAUGCUUACGGUCGUCGGGAGGAAGUCACGCGGUCAGCAGCGGGUCUGGAUUACGGUGAGAGGACUGGCCUGAGGCCUUAUCCGUACGAUGAUCGCUACAGAGCAGAAAGGGAAAGGCAAAACGCAAUCGAGCUAGAGCAGCAGCAGCAGCAGCAGCAGCAGCAGCAACAGCAACAACGCCAGCAGCAGCAGCAGCGAGAACGAGAAGGGAGGGAGCGAGCAUAUUCUGGUGGCGACCCGAACCGACAUCCGCUGCCCCCGCAUGACCAGGCGCAUCGCGAACCCCCGGUACAUCAAUCUGCCCCCUACGGCGCACCCCCUGCCGAGCUCCUCGACCGGCGCGAUCCUCGAGACCCUCGCUGGGGACGGCCGGAAACCGAGGCGAGCUAUAGGCCCGCGCCCAUGGACCACCAGCGGCCACACCCAGACUAUCCUCCUGUCUCUGGACCCUAUGCGCCUCAUGGCUCUUCAGCGUAUCCGACAGCACCUCCCGAGAGAUUCCCUCCAACCUCCCAUCCAGCGUAUCCUCAGAGCGCAACUGGCGCUGCUGGCCCACCUCAGCCUCACGAGUCACCAGAUAGAGCCCGAAUGGAGCUUCACCACGCUCAGCAGCAGCAGCAACAGCAGCAACAACAACAACAACAGCAGCAGCAGCAGCAGCAGCCUAGGCCUCGACCUCUUGAUGAUGUGCCUCCACCUCAUUCGUCGGCGCCUUUUGGUGGUGCCGUCGGACACCAUCAGUUUGACCCAGCGCGAAACAGAAAUGUUGACGACCCAUCUGGACCUGGUAUUCACCAGCGCAACCUACUGGCCAUCCAGGAGAUUAACCGCAAAGGACGCGUAUCCCCGCUCCCCCAGGCCGUCCAGGGUGCGCAGCCUCAGCAGCCAGGCCCUGCCGCAGAACCAGGCAUUAAGAGCGAGUUUGGUCGCAUGUUUGCGGGCAUAGGCAGCGGCGUGAGCUUGGGCGGCCUGUCCAGCCCCGUCACCUCGGCCCCGGUGCCGUACGUCAACGCCGCGCUGGCCAAACGAGACGAGAUGGACAGCCAAGGUCCGGAUGCCGGACCAGACGGUGCGACCAAGGGUGCAAGGGGUAGAAGACGGAAGCAUAAUACGGACGAGAGCCGUGAUGAUGAGAGUUCAGGCAGAUUGACGCCGGUAGGACGUGGCACAAAGCGUGCGAGGGGCCACGGCCACCACCACCAUCAUCACCACCAUCACCAUCACCACCACGCACCCGAAGGCACCGCCUCUCCCACAGUUGCAGUAACCACGUUCAAGAAUUUCAAGGGCGCUACUCCGAUGGAAUCACCGACCGAAAAGAUGCCGAACGCUGCGCAUCAUCACCAUCAUCACCACCAUGCGCCGCGACCCGCGCAACCGGCCCAGGUCCCGAAAUCUGCCCAGAGUCCCCCGACCGCGAUCCCACCCAAACCGCGAACCAUUGUAUCCUCCAAGGCUGUCUUGGAGCAAGUUGCUGGCCAUCCCCGCCACCACUUGGGCGACUUCAUCUACCAACCAGACCUGAAGGCGGGAAGGCUACUCCCCAAUACUCCCACACACCGCGGUUUCUCGUCAAAUCCGAAGCCGCUGCCACUCGAGUUGAUCAAGGGCAAAGAAAACUGCACCCUGACUGUCAAAGUGUCACGCGUUCACCUAUCUUCGGUCGCUCGAGAGGAGAUUACCGCCAGGGCAUUCCUUUGGGGCACAGAUGUCUACACCGACGACUCGGACGUAGUUGCGGCAUGCAUUCACGGAGGAUGGAUCAAGGGAGAAUGGACUGAGGAUGUCGAUACGUCUCUGCUGGAUCUGGAGCAAGGUCUCAAUGGCGAAACGAAGCGGCGAAAGGUUAAGAACCAGGAAAACGAGCCCGCCAAUGCCACGUCUGAAGGACUCAUCACCGCCCCUCCCGUCGCGGGCCCGAUGCCCAUCCCUGCCGAGCGCGACCUGCACGUGAAUGUUUUGAUACUGCCUCGACUCGUCAAAUACGCCCCAUCCACGCGAUACGGAAUUACUAGCCGCGAGUUUGGUGGAGAAUACGGAUCACGGCACGCCGUCCACGAUGGCCUGAGCUACAUGGUCAAGAGCAUCCGCUGGGUGCAAAAUGGAGCCCAGCCGCAGGCCAGACUUCGCGGAAAGGGUCGACGAGAGCGCAUGAGGGAGCAGGCGGCCAACUAUGUGAUGAUUACAGGAUUGGGCAAGGCUGACAUUUUGGAGGGCAAACCCAGUCUCGGCAGCGAGAUCUCCGGCAACUGGGGGAAGAGAAAGAAUGGUGAUGAAAUUCCCGAGGCUAAGCGCCGACACAGUGAAGGAGACAAGGAGAAUCAGCCCGACGAAAAGAUGAGCGACACCCACUCUCAAGGGCACGACCAGGAUAAGGAUGUUGAAAUGCGAGACAUGGGAAAUGAAGAAAAGGUGGUAACGGCUGAGGAAAAGUAA
This is a messenger RNA of Trichoderma breve, 3393 nucleotides long. Its product is annotated as histone deacetylation protein rxt3 domain-containing protein. The record is from RefSeq and is a predicted model, not a curated record. The coding region runs from base 1 to 3393 and encodes 1130 amino acids. Lineage: Eukaryota; Fungi; Ascomycota; Sordariomycetes; Hypocreales; Hypocreaceae. The transcript has 3 exons.